CUUCACGGAUGUGUGGCUCCAGAUGUUCCAGCUCCCGAGACCCCCAAAUCACCACGCUCGCCGCAGCAUAUGGCGCCAGCCGCGAUCCCCAGCUCAUGUCCAAGAAAUGCUCGCCGUUGCCAUGACACCAAUGGCUGCCUCCGUGUACUACCCUGCGACACAACCUUGCUCGUAUUCGUCCUAUCCUCGCCGUCGCCGACAUGCCGUGGUGGUCGCGGCCUCCGCGUCAUCGUCGCCGGAGGAGACCAAGGACGUCGUCAUCGUGGGCGCGGGCAUCGCGGGUCUGGCCACGGCGCUCUCCCUGCGACGGCUCGGCGUGGGCGCCACCGUGCUGGAGCAGGGGCCGUCCCUGCGCGCGGGCGGCACGUCGCUGACGCUGUUCAAGAACGGGUGGCGCGUGCUUGACUCCAUCGGCGUCGCCGACGAGCUCCGGGCCAAGUACCUCCGCGUCCAGGGGAUGAGGAUGCGGUCAUCGGCGGGCGGGCGGGACCUGCGCGAGUUCUCCUUUGAGGAAGAAGCUCCUGGACAGGAGGUGCGGGCGGUGGAGAGGCGGGUGCUCCUCCAGACGCUGGCCUCCAAGCUCCCGCCGGGCGCCAUCUCCUUCUCCUCCAAGCUCAAGUCGGUCGCCGGGCAAGGGGCCGAGGGCACCCUGCUUGAGCUCCAGGACGGGAGGCGACUGCUCUCGAAGGUUGUUGUCGGCUGCGACGGCGUGAACUCGCCGAUCGCGAGGUGGAUGGGGUUCUCGGAGCCCCGGUACGUCGGGCACAUGGCCUUCCGGGGCCUGGCGGACUACGCCGGCGCCGGCGGGCAGCCGUUCGAGCCCAAGGUGAACUACAUCUACGGCCGGGGCCUCCGCGCCGGCUUCGUGCCGGUCUCCCCAACUAAAGUAUACUGGUUCAUCUGCUUCAAUAGCCCAACCCCAGGGCCGAAGAACACCGACGCGGCGGCGCUGAAGAAAGAGGCCCUGGAGCUGGUGCGGGGCUGGCCGGACGACCUCGUCGCCGUGAUGCGGAGCACUCCGGACGACUCCGUGGUGAAGACGCCGCUCGUGGACCGGUGGUUGUGGCCGGGGGUGGCGCCGCCUGCGUCGAGGGGCGGCGUGGUGCUCGUGGGCGACGCGUGGCACCCCAUGACGCCCAACCUCGGCCAGGGCGCGUGCUGUGCGCUCGAGGACGCCGUCGUCCUGGCGCGCCGCCUCGCUCCGGCGGUGCUCGCGGCCGGCUCCGGGGACGACGUCGGAGAGGCGUUGCGCGAGUACGAGAGGGAGAGGUGGAGGCGGGUGUUCCCGCUGACGGCGCGCGCGGGGCUCGUGGGCGCGCUGGUGCAAUGGGGCAACCCGGCGGUGUGCGCGGUGCGGGACGGCGUGGUGAUCCCGAGGCUGGUCAGGCUGGGGCCCUUCCUCGAGCACACCAACUUCGAGUGCGGCCUGCUCGAGCCGGCGCCGCCGUCGCCAUGAUCGGUAGAUGGGGUCAAAGGUUGUAUAGCUCACUCAGUCUGAUUCAUAGAUACUACUGCAUCGAUCCGAAUUUUUCAAAACCAUGGAACCGCUAAGUUGUACUCUACAGUACAAUCUUUGCCGUUCAAAAGUGCAGGCGUUGCAAAAUGAUUUUGGUGAGCCGGAUUUGCUGCUCGAACAAGAGAAAACAGAGAACAAGCAUAGUCACCACAAGAUCACAUUCUAAA
Molecule: messenger RNA, 1683 nt
Organism: Lolium perenne
Lineage: Eukaryota; Viridiplantae; Streptophyta; Magnoliopsida; Poales; Poaceae
Product: monooxygenase 3
Molecular function (GO): FAD binding
Source: RefSeq, a predicted model, not a curated record